GAGAGAGAGAGAUCCAUUCUCCAUCCCCCACACAAAAGGUGGUGGGAAAAAAGUUCUUUUUGUACACACUGCGAUGAUGGUGAUGAUGAUGCCUGCAAUCUCCAACAGCAACACCAAUACAACAUUUUUUCAAUUCCUCUCUCUCUCUAUCUCUCUCUCUCUCUAUUGUUCCCCUCUUCUCUUCGUCUCUCUCUCUCUCUCUCUGUGUUCUCUUUCUUUUUUGUUUUCUCUUCUUUACUCAUAACCAUGACCAGUCUCUGCUCACUUCCCAAUCACAUCCUCUGCAAUUAUAGUGACAACCCAUGCUAGACACAUAGAGCCACAAACCAAAAACAAACUCGCUAUGGAGAACAAGUGUGGCUGUUGGGCUCUUCUAAAACGGGGACUUACAGGUGCCUGCAAAUCUUCUGCCUCUAAAGACUCUGCUAACACUAUCCCUCGUACUAGUCUUGUUUAUGAUGCAGCUACUGAAACAAGAUAUCUAAAUGCUAGCAAUCGAGAGUUAUGCCCUCCAAAUGAAGCAAAAUUAUCUUCUGAUAAUCCUGAUCCGCUAUCAACAGAUAACAAAUCACCAUGCCAGUUACUUCAGUUCACCUUUCAAGAACUAAAAUCAGCAACUGGUAAUUUUAGGCCUGAUAGCAUUCUUGGAGAGGGUGGAUUUGGAUAUGUCUUCAAAGGAUGGAUAGAGGAGAAUGGGACUGCACCAGCAAAACCAGGUUCAGGAAUCACAGUUGCAGUGAAGAGUCUAAAGCCAGAUGGUCUUCAAGGCCAUAGAGAAUGGGUGGCUGAAGUAGAUUUUCUUGGACAGCUUCACCAUCCUAAUCUUGUUAAGCUUAUUGGAUACUGCAUUGAGGAUGAUCAACGGCUGCUUGUUUAUGAAUUUAUGACACGGGGAAGUCUUGAAAAUCAUCUUUUCAGAAGGACAAUACCUCUUCCAUGGUCCAACAGGAUCAUGAUUGCACUUGGGGCAGCAAAAGGAUUGGCCUUUCUUCAUGGUGGUCCAGAACCAGUAAUUUACAGAGAUUUUAAGACAUCAAACAUCUUACUCGAUUCGGAAUAUAAUGCAAAGCUUUCAGAUUUUGGUCUAGCAAAAGCUGGGCCUCAAGGUGACAAAACUCAUGUUUCUACCAGGGUGGUCGGAACAUAUGGUUAUGCUGCGCCAGAAUAUGUAAUGACAGGACACUUGACAUCUAAGAGUGAUGUUUACAGCUUCGGUGUUGUGCUGCUUGAGAUUCUGACAGGCAGAAGAUCAAUGGACAAGAAGCGCCCUAGUGGUGAACAAAAUCUAGUAGCAUGGGCUCGGCCUUAUUUAGCUGACAAGCGAAAGCUGUACCAGCUAGCGGAUCCCAGGUUGGAGCUGCAUUACUCUCUUAAAGGGGUCCAGAAAGUUUCUCAAUUAGCUUAUAACUGCCUCAAUAGGGAUCCAAAAUCCCGCCCUACAAUGGAUGAAGUUGUGAAAGCUCUCAUACCAUUGCAAGAUCUAAAUGAUCUCGCCAUCUUAUCUUACCAUUCUCGUUUGUCUCAACAAGCAAGGCGCAAGAAGAAAUAUGAAGGAACUCAGCAGCACACAAAUGCCGCAUCUAAAAGCAUCAGAGAUUCACCCUUGAAUACCGGCAAGCAGCGUUGUAGAUGAUGGACGGGCAACUGUAAAACAAAAGCAAAGGUUUGUAUGUCCACCUUUGUGCAUUGGUACGUGGAGAUUAUUUCGAGCUUGUGGUAGAACUUUUGGUUGAUUUAAGAUUUGCGUAAGCCAGAAAGGACUUAGAAGAGGAAAGGUAAAAUCAGUUUCUAUGAAACCUUACACUAGAAAGCUAACCAUCAACGUGUACCUUCCUUGAGAUUUGCCUCUGUUUGUAAUUGAGAUACAUCUUGUAAUUAGAUAAAAACCUUCCAUUUCUAAGAUUGCUUUAUGCAUCUACCUGAAUGUAAUUGCUUCGAGUUUUUGGAAUCCCAUCAUGUUUUUUCUUCUUCCAA
Manihot esculenta (cassava) is the source of this 1974-nucleotide messenger RNA. RefSeq names its product serine/threonine-protein kinase PBL34. Bases 344 to 1633 code for a protein of 429 amino acids. Lineage: Eukaryota; Viridiplantae; Streptophyta; Magnoliopsida; Malpighiales; Euphorbiaceae. The record is from RefSeq and is a predicted model, not a curated record. The transcript is spliced from 6 exons. Gene Ontology annotation, molecular function: protein kinase activity; ATP binding. Gene Ontology annotation, biological process: protein phosphorylation.